This is a messenger RNA of Oryzias latipes (Japanese medaka), 4057 nucleotides long. RefSeq names its product glycine receptor, alpha 4b (gene glra4b). The record is from RefSeq and is a predicted model, not a curated record. Gene Ontology annotation, cellular component: plasma membrane. Gene Ontology annotation, biological process: monoatomic ion transmembrane transport. Lineage: Eukaryota; Metazoa; Chordata; Actinopteri; Beloniformes; Adrianichthyidae. Gene Ontology annotation, molecular function: transmembrane signaling receptor activity; glycine binding; transmitter-gated monoatomic ion channel activity.
CUGAAGCAGUUGAAUUACUUUUUUUUUAUGGUUGGUAAUUAUGAAAAAUGUCAACAUCUUUCUUUAAUUUUGAAUGCAAAUUGUUUUUUUAAUCAGGAACAUGUGGAAAAGCACAUAACAACGCAGACUUUACACUCUGUGGAAGCCUUUCUUAAGUAAAUCUAAUGUGAAAAAAAAUGACACUACAACGAAGCAUGGCCUACUUUUCCUGUCCGGGGGUAGAAAUGAGCAAGCAUGCAGAAAUGUUUUUUUUUUUCUUUCUUUUUUAACUGGGGGCUUCUUGUUACUAUUAUGGCUCUCAUCUUUUAUAUUCUCACAUUGUUGAUCUCAUUUGACAGUGUGGGUUCCAGAGCGAAGUGUGGAAGAAGCUCUCAAGUGAGAAGCAAACACGUGCAGUCACAAUGUCCCAUCGCUUUGGCUUACAUUAAAUUUACACGAGUAAAUUGCCGAGCUGCCCAUCCCCCCUACUCCAAGAAAGAACAAAUGAAAUUUCACACUUUGGACUUGAAUUUUGGCUGGAGAUGACAAACAUCUCCAAGUGGAUGAAACUGACCUGUGGAUGGGCAUUGAAAAUGGUUAAGCAUUCAAAAAAAUCUUUUUUUUACUGCAUACUUGAUUUUUAAAAAUAAAAACAGGCUUUUGAGUUUGCGAGAAGUAGUAUUAUGCAAAGUAAACUCCAUUCAAGUGUGUGAAAUUGUGUUAAAAACGAAAUGUCUGAUCAAAUCAAAGUGCCUAAAAGCUGAACCUUUCUAGCACUGAAAAAACACUUGGGUAUCAUUAAAAAAAUCCAUACUGCAUAAAUAUAUUUAAUAGUAAUUUUCAAAAAUAAAAUAAGGACUUUGGAGCUAUGUGGCGCCACUUUGCCAGUGAGAGGUUGCUGUCUCUUUAAGUUCUCUGUAAUUCUUUCAGCGUUCACAUGGCCAUAAAAAAGAGAUCAAGCUUGAAGUCAUCCACACAAACACAAGCAGGGGAAGAAAAAAAUGUUCCCUGGGAUUUUGAAUUAUACAGCAGCGGCUUCCUGUAUUUUACACCUGCGCACAGGGAGGGAGGCACAUCUGAGCCUUGAAGACAGAGCCCCACUGAAGACUGACGAGAAGUUUUUCGCCUCUUUUUCCUUUCCAGCUCUAUCUUUGUGUUUUUCAGUGUUGCCGCGUCUUCUAAUUAGGGAUGCUGCUGCAAAACUUGCAUUUGCUCUGGACUUUCUUUGUAAUCUUGCUGCAGGUCAGAUCUGGGCUCUGUAAGGAGGUGAAGGUCCCCAGCAGGACGCUCAAGCCUCCGUCUCCAUCUGAUUUUUUGGACAAACUGAUGGGACGCACAUCUGGCUAUGAUGCUCGCAUCAGGCCGAAUUUCAAAGGUCCACCUGUCAAUGUCACCUGCAACAUCUUCAUCAACAGCUUUGGAUCCAUCACGGAAACAACAAUGGACUACAGGCUUAAUGUAUUUCUACGGCAACAGUGGAAUGACCCACGUCUGGCCUAUAAGGAAUACCCUGAUGACUCUUUGGACUUGGACCCUUCUAUGUUGGACUCUAUUUGGAAACCUGACCUCUUUUUUGCAAACGAAAAGGGAGCGAACUUCCAUGAGGUCACAACAGACAACAAACUCCUGCGGAUAUUCCAGAACGGAAACGUUCUCUACAGCAUUAGGCUGACUCUCAUUCUAUCUUGCCCCAUGGAUCUGAAAAACUUUCCCAUGGACAGCCAAAUGUGUACGAUGCAGCUGGAGAGCUUUGGCUACACCAUGAAUGAUCUUAUAUUUGAGUGGCUGGAUGUUGGAGCGGUGCAGGUGGCUGAUGACCUGAUGCUUCCUCAGUUUGUGCUGAAGGAGGAGAAGGGGCUAGGGUACUGCACCAAGUACUACAACACAGGUAAAUUCACAUGCAUUGAGGUCAAAUUCUACCUGGAGCGUCAAAUGGGUUACUACCUGAUCCAGAUGUACAUACCGAGCCUACUCACUGUGAUCCUGUCCUGGGUGUCGUUCUGGAUCAACAUGGAUGCGGCUCCAGCCAGAGUGGGGUUGGGAAUCACAACCGUGCUCACGAUGACCACACAGAGUUCAGGUUCAAGGGCUUCCCUCCCAAAGGUCUCCUACGUCAAAGCCAUUGACAUCUGGAUGGCAGUGUGUCUCCUUUUUGUGUUUGCUGCGCUGCUGGAGUAUGCAGCUGUUAACUUCGUCUCACGGCAACACAAGGAGUUCUUCAGAAUGAGGAAGAAGCUCAAAGAGCAGCAGCGACUGAGAACUCAGGGAAGCGCUGACAGUAAAGUGAAAGGGAACAACACACCAGGAAACAGUGCUGCUCAGGGGAAUGUAAACCAGCGGUGCAGUGCCUGUGCCAGGGAGGAGGAACUGGCACAGCAGGGUUACCUCUUGCAAAGCUUUGGCCUUGCACUAUCAACAGAAAGAGGCCCAGAAAUGGAUGCCACACCUGUCUUUGCAGAUUUGCCUCCUGGUUUGGGCUUCUAUGAAAUACGGAGGCGCUUCGUGGAACGGGCAAAACGGAUUGACACAAUUUCCCGAGCGCUUUUUCCCAUGACUUUCCUGGUGUUUAAUGUCCUCUACUGGCUCACCUACAAAGUUCUACGACAUGAGGAUCUCCAGGCCACCAAGUAAAAAGGUGCAGAGCAAGGAUCAGAAAAGUCCUCUGGAUUCUCUUAGUUCUGCUCUCUUCACUGAAACAUUUACAGACUCAGAGGCCUCUGCUAAGCUGUACAAGAUGAAAUCUGACUGCAUGUGCAGAGCUGCUGGGAAGCUCCAUGACAUGGAAGAAUCUGCUGGUUUCUUUUAAACUUUUAUUACUUCCAAAGGAAUGCACUUUGGUUAGCACUUGUGCUUUCUGGAUUACACGUGUGUACAUGUGCAAAUGGCAACUGUCAACCCUCUUUCCAAGGUUUUUUGUAAAAUUCCUGAAGUUUCUUUUAUAGUUGGGCAUCCAGAUUUGAGCUGUUUACUGACACAACAUUCAAACCAGUACUUUCACCUGUGUCGCUGGGUCAGCCUCACUUUUACUUACAGCCCUGGGAAAAUAAUUUUAGCAGCAGAUGAAUAAAUUCAUAGUUUCAGACAUUGCAAUGAUCACGUAAUAUUUAAAAUGCAUUUGGAGCCGUCUGAUAGACAAUUUAUUAAUAAAAAAGACAGAAUUAUUUUACUUUUUGUUGGUUGGUUUCAAACUUAGUGGUCAGUAUUUAUGCCUAAAGAAAACAUGAAUACCUUCAGAUUUUCAAAAUACAUUUUUAGAACAUGAAAAUGUUCUAAAAGCAAAGAAAAGGAAUUUCACUAAGAGAAAUCUUGUUUUCCUUUUGGCUUUUCCCUUCAGGGAUCGCCACCGUGAAUCAUCUUCCUCCAUCUAACCCUAUCUUCUGUGUCCUCCACCAGCUACCUUCACAUCUUAUUUGGAUGCAUCUAUAAAUUUCCUCUUUGGUCUUCCACUAGACGUUUUGCCUGGCAGCUCUACACUCAGCAUCUUUCUACCAAUAUAUUCACCGUCUGUCCUCUGGACACAUCCGGACCAUCUCAGUCUGGCCUCCCUGACUUUAUUACCAAAACCUCCAACAUGUGCUGUCUGUCUGAUUUCCUCAUCCUGAUCCUAUCCGUCCUGGUCACUCCCAAAGAGAACCUCAGCAUCUUCAUCGCUCAAUUUCUGCUUCCUGUCUUUUCCUCAGUGCAUCUGUCUGUAGGCCAAACAACAUGGCUGGUGUCACCACAGUUUUGUACACCUUUCAUUUAAUUUAAGCUGAAACUCCUCUAUUACACAUCACACCUCAUUUCGUUAAGAAAAAUAAUUUUACAAAUCAUAAUUUCAUAUUUUCUAUAGGCUUUAUGAAAUUGCUCACUCGGUUGUGCCGUGGCACAUGAUUCUUUGUUGAAAUACUGCACUUAGCUUGACUUUUUCUGUCAAGUUGUCAGAAAGGGUGCUCAUAUUGUGUCUAAAAGAAAACCAAAUACUUUUGUCAGAAAUAAGACAUUAACUAUAUGGUCAACUCUUUCUUGAUGAAAUGAUAUACAAAUGUAAAUUAGAGUGAAUAACUUUUAUUAAACAAAUAUUAAUUUUCUUAUCCCA